Molecule: messenger RNA, 9044 nt
Organism: Haliotis rufescens (red abalone)
Lineage: Eukaryota; Metazoa; Mollusca; Gastropoda; Lepetellida; Haliotidae
Product: FYVE, RhoGEF and PH domain-containing protein 1-like
Exons: 17
Coding region: 574-2088 (504 amino acids)
Biological process (GO): cytoskeleton organization; filopodium assembly
Cellular component (GO): cytoplasm
Molecular function (GO): guanyl-nucleotide exchange factor activity; metal ion binding
Source: RefSeq, a predicted model, not a curated record
UUUCGAUAAUCAGCUUAUAUCGUCAGCUUGUGUUGAAAAACACUCGUUGUAAUAAAGCGUUAUCUGACGGCGACUCGUUUAGUGAUCUAUGUGUAUACAACUAGUCAACACACAAAGCGGAAACAAAUUUGAACAACAUACACGAAACGGAUCUUCCCGAAAUCAACCAUAGAGCAACCAAUAUUCGGCUAUCACAUUAUGACACCAAUUUCCCCUGCUAUAAUGCAUGCACACGGUGUCAUGUGUAAAGCAACAUAACUACCUUUGUACAACUCUCAGUGGCCUGGAUACAUUCGCCGAGACCGGUUGUCGAUCAUCACAACUCACUGUUCAACACAUUCUAAAAAGGUUAUAAAAGGUCCAUACAUUUCCGCCAAGGGAACCUCUCUCCGACGCACAUUCCACGACAACCAGCGCGAAGUUGUUCUGGAUUGUCAAGUCCGCGACACAAGCUGAUAGUUUUACGAGACGUGGGACAAGAGAACGGUCGUUUGGUGAAGAACCACUUCCUGUUAGCAUUCAUUGUGUACCUUAGAUCCACGCGGCAGUCAAAAAGAACAAAACCCAUCCAGCAUGUCUGAGGACAUUCCUCCUGACAAUGAGGAAAAUGUGGGUUAUGUGAAUGCUGAUAUACUGAUGUCCCUAAAGCCAGGGGACACAUUCCAAGUAAGACGGGGGAGUGUGGACGCUGUCAUCACCGAGGAAACAGCUGGCAGCAGCAGCCACACCACGCAUGAGGAGGUCACCGAAAUACGGAUAAGAAGACAGCGAGUCAUCAAACGGCGCACAACUGCACAGGCGGCACUCCAGGACGAUAUGGCUUAUCUGACAGUGACAGAAAUUGUCGACACUGAGAGAACCUAUGUCUCAAGAUUAGACAUACUCAAUCAGGUGAACACAAAGAACAAAAGCGUUAAAGCUGUCAGUGAUGAUAUCAUAAAGAAAAUAUUUCCGAGUUUGGCAUCGAUUUGGGAAUUCCAUAAGGAUUACUUACUGCCGCAAUUGGAAGAGAGACUCUCUAAGUGGAAACACGAGCCAAAGAUAGGCGACAUCUUCCGCCAGUGUCAGCCAUUCCUUCGUCAAUACGCGGACUACAUGCGCGGACUGCGGGGCGGUCAAAGGCUAUUGGCAGAGUGGGCAAAGAAAUCUGUGAAAUUUGCAUCGAUAAUUACAGACAUACAACAAAGCACGGAGUGUGAUAACCUGACACUGGAGACUCACAUGCUGGAGCCCAUACAACGUCUGCCCCGGUACCAGCUGCUGCUGCAGAGAUAUUUGACUUAUCUGCGCGAGGACUCCCCUGACAUGGAGGACGCUACAGUGGCACUCAACAUGAUAAAACGGGUGGCGGAGUAUGCAGACGACGUGUUGCUGAAAACGGACAAUCUUCAGAGCACGCUUAAAGCAUUUCAGAAGAUACACGGUGAACUCACGGACAGCACGAGGAAACGCGUGUUGGUGAAAGAGGGCAGGAUCAGCUACAUCGAUGGAAUCACGGAGCAGUCACACACCAGCUAUCUCUUCCUGUUUACAGAUGUACUUCUUAUGUGUGAUACCACAAAGCAAGGCAAAUUUACACUUCGUGAAGAGUUGAUGAUAAAUGAUAUUCAGGUGCGACAAGGACAAGGAGACAAUAGACAGCUAUUUGUCAUCCUGAGCAAAGAUAACGCCUUCCAGUUCAAUGAAAGGGACCAAGACGGCAAGAGGGUGUGCUGGGGUCAGGAAAUUCAGAAGUUGGUGGACAAGGCAAUGCAGAGGAGGGCAGAGGUGGCACUUACUACUUCAGUGACAAAUCGGUAUGGCAAUUACGAAGAUACGUAUACAUACAGCAGGAUGCCCAACAUAUUCCUUGGCAAGUGGUCUCCCCGGGAAAUGAGUGAGGACGUCACGGACAGUUGUCUCAGCUGCCAUAUGUCAUUUGAGACCUGCGCUAGUCCCAAAAUUCACUGUGCCACAUGUGGAUUGGUGGUAUGUGAGCGGUGUACACGGAAACAGUGUGUGCCAUAUCAACAACACGCAGACUGCAGCGUGUGUCUGGAGUGUGACAACAUCCUUACAGACAAAUCUUCCCAAGGAGUAGUCACAUAAACUGCACAACCUUUGGUCACAAUGUGAUUACUUUUAGUUUUCAUAUCAUAUUCUCAGGAUCCAUCGGUCUGACCUAUGAUAGGUAGAGCCAUGGCUGAACCACUAUUCUAAGAUGCUUCGCUAAAACAUCAAAGCACUGACUUUACUUUACUUUAUCCUCCGAUAGUACACUUUUGGAGUUACAUCAAAAUGGACUGACGUCAUGGCACUGUUCCAAUUAACUCCCCUAGAUCUGACUAUCCUUUGUAACAUCAUUCCUUCAUUUCUGUCAAGCAAGAUGGCGCAUCCACAUCGGCUUUUGGUGAAAUAGUUUCUUUAAAAUUCAUUAUGACCUGGGAAGAAAUGUGACAAUAUGAAGUCAACCAUCUCUCAUGCCACAGUGUUAAUCCCAAACACAUUUGAACCAGUGUGUCCGUGCUACCAAUUGACUUCUCAUUUCCAAUAUCAGAAUGCCCUAUGUGCUCAGAGAGAAAACGCGACAUCAUUAGCUAAUUAGGCUUGUUGUAAAUGUAACUCAAUAGAAACAAGUGCAAAAGUGAGCGUGGCUCACUAAUACCCCCGACCCGCCUAGUGUGUCAGUAGCUACAAAUUAAAAAGCUAGGAUAGGGUUAGAGUUUGAAAAAUUCAUAAAAAAUGGAAAAUUAAUAAAAACAUUUUUUUUUCUUUUGACUGCACCCCUCCAUAUGAUACAGAUUAUAUUGUACUAAGUUUGACAUGAAUCCACUUAAUAGUUUAAGAGAAAUCGCGCGGACAAAGUUUUCGGACGGAAGGACAGAACCUUGGUAUAACUAUAUACCCCCGACAUUUUGUCGGGGGUAUAACUAAUACCUUCAAACUACCAAUCAGAUGUCCACAUGAUAAAGGUGAAGCUGAUCCUCUCCCUCCCACCGCUAAUCCUACCCUACUGCAGUCUGUAACUUGCCACUUACACACACAUCCACCGCUGCCCUGCCUUACAGCAGUCUGUAACUUGCCACUUACACACACACAUCCACCACUACCCUGCCUUACAGCAGUCUGUAACUUGCCACUUACACACACACAUCCACCGCUGCCCUGCCUUACAGCAGUCUGUAACUUGCCACUUACACACACACACACACCGCUGCCCUGCCUUACACCAGUCUGUAACUUGCCACUUACACACAGUUCAGAACUUGUUUCGGGAACAGUUGUUGUAGGAGUUACAUCACAACUUCCAUUGUCUGGUGUUGAUGUUUUGUUAGGAAGGUUUCAGUAAUCAGCGCUGACCCUGUUAUGUGUGAUGAACCAACGAUUUCUGUGGAUUCAGUUAGUUAGUUCAGACACAGCUCAGGUUUUGGAUCAGGACAUGGUAAAAGGCAUUGAUUUAUACCCUGCAUGUGCUGUUACUAGAGCUAUGGCUAGGAAUGAAGUUCAAUCAGAGAAUGUAGAAUUGCCAGUUGAAGUUCAGUCAAAGGAAAUAGAUUUGCCAGUUGAAGAAGGCCAUGUAGAAACUUUUAUGUGUGGAUUGGAUGAUGUAGGAGCUAAGCAAGUUAUGGAUCCUGGUGUAGAAUCACAAGAUGGUGAUGAAUUUAGAGGUGUGUGGUCUAGAGAGAAACUGAUUCAGAAGCAAAAGGUUGAUAGUGAGUUGGUAAAGUUUAGGCAAAUGGCUUUGUCUGUGAAGGAGAUAGAGAAUAUCCCUGUGGGGUAUUACUUGGAUUCGGAUAUUUUGAUGAGAAAGUGGAGACCGCCAGACGUUCCUGCAGAUGAGUUUUGGCGUGUUCAACAUCAAGUUGUAGUACCACAGUGUUAUCGUGAGGAAAUCCUCAGUCUAGUGCAUGAUACACUGUUAGCAGGUCACUUCGGUGUUAACAAAACUUACCAGAUGUUGAUGAACCAUUUCUAUUGGCCAGGUUUACAAAAUGAUGUAAGGGAAUACUGUAGAACUUGUCACACUUGCCAGUUGGUGGGUAAGCCAAAUCAAACAAUUCAUAAGUACCCUUUAAAACCCAUGCCAGCGUUCGAGGAACCAUUCAGUAGGGUAUUGAUCGAUUGUGUAGGGCAAUUGCCAAAGUCAAUAUCAGGGAAUAAGUUUUUGUUAACAAUCAUGUGUACAUCUACCAGAUUCCCUGAGGCAAUUCCAUUGCGGAACAUUAAGACAAAAACUAUUUGUGAGACUUUAACCACGUUUUUCACAGUAUUUGCAUUACCAAAGGAAUUGCAAUCAGAUCAGGGUUCCAAGUUCAUGUCGAAUCAUUUUAAACUCUUAUGUGUGACAAUUUAAAUCUUUGGAGAGAUUCAAUCAGAAUUAAAAACCCUGCUAAGAUCGUACUGUAUGGACCAUGAUAAGGACUGGGAUAAGGGAGUUCCUUAUGUACUUUUUGCGUCCAGAGAAACUGUGCAGGAUUCGCUAGGGUUCCGUCCUUAUGAGUUAGUGUUUGGAAGGGAGAUGCGAGGUCCUUUGAAACUGCUAAAGGAUAAAUGGUUGAAUGAAAGUUCAGAAACAAACAUCUUGCAGUAUGUGUCCGACUUCAAAGAACGAUUGAUAAGUGCAAGCGAGUUAGCUAAGGCAAACUUACAAUCGAGCCAAGAAAAGAUGAAAGAAUGGUUUGAUAAAAAGGCAGUCAAGCGUGAAUUUUACCCUGGUGAGAAAGUACUAGUAUUGUUACCUCUGCAGGGAAAACCACUUCAUGCCAAAUAUUCAGGACCAUAUACAGUAUCAAAGAGAGUUAGUGACACUGAUUAUGUGAUCAAUACUCCAGGUAGACGUAGGUCUAGUAGGUAUUGUCAUGUCAACAUGAUAAAGAAAUACCAUGAAAGGGGACAGAAUAGUGUACCAAUGUGUGUUGGGAAUGUCAGUGAAAAUCAAAAUGAAGAACAAUUUCACUUUGGAGCAAUUCUCAAAUUUUGAAUAAUUUGGGCGAGAAACUAUCCCAUAUGAUCGGUAGUGAGAAACAGGAAAUGAAAGGGUUGAUUAUGGAAUUUGAAAAUCUUUUUCCUGAUACACCAUCUCGCACAAACUUGAUUGAGCAUGAUAUAGACGUGGGGGAAGUUCUUCUAGUUAAGAAACAUGCUUAUAGGUGUAAUCCAAUCAAACUAGAGCAGUUGAGAAAAGAGAUAGAUUACAUGUUGACGAAUAACAUCAUACAGCCUAGCAAUAGACCUUGGAGUUCUCCAUGCAUCCCAGUACCUAAACCAGAUGGAGGUGUACGAUUUUGUACAAACUUUAAAAAGGUCAAUGCCAUUUCAAAAUCAGAUUCAUACCCUUUACCUAGGAUAGACGAUUGCAUUGAUCGAAUUGGGCAUGCUAGAUAUGUGUCAACGUUUGAUUUGUUAAAAGGUUACUGGGGCAUUCCAUUAACAUCUAGAGCAAGGCAAGUAAGUGCAUUUUGUACACCUGAAGGACUGUUCGAAUAUAAUGUGAUGCCAUUUGGUCUGAAAAAUGCGCCAGCAACAGUUCAGCGUUUGAUAAAUGGAGUCAUCUGUGACCUGAAACACUGUUACGCAUACAUCGAUGACAUCAUCAUUGCUACAGACACGUGGGAGGAGUAUAGGAGAGCCAAUAGACAAUUGUUUGAAAAGUUAUCAAGAGCUCAAUUGACCAUAAAUUUGAGCAAGACGGACUUUGUGAGAGCAACAGUAACCUAUCUCGGUCACGUGGUAGGUCAUGGUCAAGUGAAGCCAGUUCGAGCCAAAGUCGAGGCGAUUCUGAAGUUUCCAGAACCUAGACACAGAAAACAACUUAUGAGUUUUCUAGGAGUGGCGGGAUAUUACCGCAAGUUCUGUAGAAAUUUUUCCCAAGUAGCAUAGCCUUUGACAGGUUUGCUUCAGAAGAACAUAUCUUUUCACUGGAAAGAACAAGAAGAAGAAGCGUUCAAGGAAGUCAAGCCAUAUUAACGAACUCUCCAGUGCUGAUAGCUCCUGAUUACCAGAAACAAUUUACCAUUCAUGUGGAUGCGUGUGACCUUGGUGCGGGGGCAGUGCUACAACAAGAUGCCGUGGGUAUUGAGCACCCUUUAUGUUACUUCAGUAGGAAGUUUAACAAACACCAACAGAAUUAUUCCACCAUCGAGAAAGAGACACUUGGACUAAUACUGGCAUUAGAACAAUUCGACAUAUAUGUGUGCACACCAGUGUGGCCAGUGUUAGUAUACACAGACCACAAUCCACUUGUGUUUGUCAGCAGAAUGAAAAACAAGAACCAGAGACUGAUGAGGUGGAGCAUUGCUUUAGAAACAUACAACCUGGAAAUUAUGCAUAUCAAGGGCAAGGAUAAUAUCAUCGCCGACGCACUUUCCAGAGGUUUCACUACGUGAACUGUACUUACAGUAUGUGGAGUACAGAACAGUAUACGUGUGAAAAUGAACAAUGAGUAUGUGAACAAAAACAUGGUGUUGAAACAAGAAUUGUUUGCAUUUGUACAGAAGGGAAACAAAGCCUACAAUUAUAUAUGUUGACAAAGAUUAUGUGUUUGGUAAAAUGUGUGUAUAUAAUUUGUACUUUUGUAUGAAAUUGAUAAUAUAUGUAUUACUGAAUUUUAGAAGUUUUCCAUAUCAUUGUGAAGUUCUGUAAAACAUUCUUUUUUUAAGGGGGAGUGUUAUGAGUGACGUUGUAUAUUUGUGUGGUUCACAAGGGGUCCAGUUUGGGUGGACGGCGUCAUGCUUGAUUGUUAAGCAGGUUGCCUGACCGAGAAGCGUGCUUGUGGGGUGAUCGGAGUUUGAGUUGGCUUGGUAACUGAUUGGUGUGGGCCGAUCAACCUUUUGUUGUGUGCUGAAGUAGAUAGCUUACUUGGAAAUUGGUUUACUAUAUAAGGGAAAGUUAUCGAACAGAAAGGGGGAAGGAAAAAGAAUUGGAGAGGGAGAAAUAUGGUUUAACUGAACGAGGGCAGUUCAGCCCAGCGUUAUGUCCGGAGUCAAAGUUAGAAGGUCAUGUCGACGCUUCAAAGGAGGAAACUGUUGUUACCCAGUUAUCCUGUGAUGUAUAAGUUUGGAACAAUGUGAAAUGGAAUUCAUUGGGAAUGUGAUGUCAAGAAAUCUGAGAUGACUAUUAUCUAUAUACUGCACAUUUGCCAUAUUGCUUUGCCUAAAUAGAUGUGUAUGAGUGCCUUGCCCAGUAACUGAGAAUUGCUAUAUGCUUAUCUUUGUUUUAAUUAUUAAAUCUAGCUUUAAACUUCAGAGAUUGUUGUGUGAUUCUUGUAAUUGUUAUUUGUGGUAUGAGCGGGAACCCCUGCCGUUCAUACCACACGUAACACUUGCCACUUACACACACACAUCCACCGCUACCCUGCCCUACUGCAGUCUGUAACUUGCCACUUACACACACACAUCCACCACUGCCCUGCCUUACUGCAGUCUGUAACUUGCCACUUACACACACACAUCCACCGCUACCCUGCCCUACUGCAGUCUGUAACUUGCCACUUACACACACACAUCCACCACUGCCCUGCCUUACUGCAGUCUGUAACUUGCCACUUACACACACACAUCCACCACUGCCCUGCCUUACAGCAGUCUGUAACUUGCCACUUACACAUCUACCGCUACCCUGCCUUACUGCAGUCUGUAACUUGCCACUUACACACACACAUCCACCGCUACCCUGCCCUACUGCAGUCUGUAACGUGCCACUUACACACACACACAUCCACCACUACCCUUCCUUACAGCAGUCUGUAACUUGCCACUUACACACAGUUCAGAACUUGUUUCGGGAACAGUUGUUGUAGGAGUUACAUCACAACUUCCAUUGUCUGGUGUUGAUGUUUUGUUAGGAAGGUUUCAGUAAUCAGCGCUGACCCUGUUAUGUGUGAUGAACCCAUGAUUUCUGUGGAUUCAGUUAGUUAGUUCAGACACAGCUCAGGUUUUGGAUCAGGACAUGGUAAAAGGCAUUGAUUUAUACCCUGCAUGUGCUGUUACUAGAGCUAUGGCUAGGAAUGAAGUUCAAUCAGAGAAUGUAGAAUCUGCCACUUACACAUCCACCCUUCAUCAGUCUCCAUAUAUCCUAUAUUUACACAACAUGAACACAAUCUUAUGGUUAGGAACAUAUAUUUAUUAACAAAGUUGCUCAAACAACAAUUUUUUCAACUUUGUUCUGAUUGGUACAUCUGAUUAGACAUAGGUGUGCAAGUCCCGCUUCCCACAUGGUGCAUGGUGUAUCUACCACAGAGCUGAUAAUACUGGGUGAGUUGCACUGGCAACAUAAGCACAACAUACUGUAACAAACACAUGAACUCUUACUUCUUAUUGCUGAUAAACAAUCACAAACAAUAGCAUAGAUCACCGACUGUAUGGUUAGUGACUAGCAACACUCAUGGAUGCCAAUUAAAGAGUGUGUUGAUAAUCAGUAAAUAACAUAAGAACAUACAACUAAAAGAGAAAAACAUUGUGUUAGAAUCAAGAAACGUAAAUCAAUUUGCAUACAUUUCAUGUAUACUUAACAUGUUUUUUGUUGACUGACUUGAUUAUACAAAGUAAUGCAUAAAUUGAAGAUUAUCAUCAUUGGAUAGUUGACAGAAAUGCUGACAAAGGCUCUCGGUCAUCUUCUGGGUAAAACAUGGCUAUAGCUUCAAACAUAACACUGGUCUACUGAAGCUCCCAUUUUCAAGAUGCAGUCACCCAAACAGAAUGGUUUCACAACAUCCUCGGGACACUUGUUGUUUACAACCAAUCUGUUUUCUUAUUUCUACCCCCAUGAUGCUAAGGAGUACAGUAGGCCAAACACACACGUAAUGGUAGGAUUCACAUGUUGAAAAUGCCUAAUUUCCCCUGUUUUAAAGUCAAGCAUCUUUCGGUUUUACCUGUCAAAUUGUAAGCUACUAAAGUAUGAAAUUCCAUUUUUGGCUGUAAACAGUUCCAUACCAACAUGUUUCUACUUUGCAUAACCUUAGCCACCUAAGUGUUCACCAGUAUAUUCGUAGUUAUGCCACAAAUUUCGAAGUACUAUUUCAUUGUUUUACUAUGUACUCAAUUUAAUUUAGAAAAUGAAUAACAUUU